UCACGCACGGGCAUUCUUUACGUUACCCCAGAGACGGCCAGUCAAUGGAGUCAAACGGUCACGGCAAAAUAGGCCGUAGCAAAUGCAAACAGGAUUUUUAUUUUAAAAUGCUGCGUCGGUGGAAGAUAAAUGCCAGUUAGACUGCCAUGACCGCGAAGAAACAGUUUUAUGUUGACUGACUGGCUCGUUAGCAGCUGACGCGCCGUAUCAAUACAAAGGCCUAUGUCACCAGUUAGCGGCUGUUCCUCAGCUAGCUAGCUAACAAGUGAUUUAACGCCGAGCUCAUUUUAAUGUUUUAUCUGUAACGCAGUUGAACGUCUUUACUAAGAAGACACUAUUUAAGUGUUUUUUGGUUUUUGCCUCUCCAGAAAAAUGGCGGAACAGAAUGCAGUGGUCAUGCAGCAGAAUUUGGACAGGAGCUGCUGGGUGUGCUUCGCCACGGACGAGGACGACCGCACAGCAGAGUGGGUGCGUCCGUGUCGCUGCCGUGGCUCGACGAAGUGGGUUCACCAGGCCUGCCUACAGCGCUGGGUGGAUGAGAAGCAGCGAGGCAACAGCACAGCGCGUGUCGCCUGCCCACAAUGCAAUGCAGAGUACCUCAUUGUCUUUCCCAAACUGGGUCCUGUAGUUUAUGUGCUGGAUCUGGCUGACCGGCUCAUCUCCAAGGCCGGCCCCUUUGCUGCAGCCGGCAUCAUGGUGGGCUCCAUCUACUGGACAGCUGUCACCUACGGUGCCGUCACUGUCAUGCAGGUGGUGGGCCAUAAGGAGGGCCUGGAUGUGAUGGAGCGGGCCGACCCUCUAUUCCUCCUCAUCGGGCUGCCCACUAUCCCUGUCAUGCUUAUCCUCGGCAAGAUGAUCCGCUGGGAGGACUACGUCCUGCGUCUGUGGAGGAAGUAUUCCAACAAACUGCAGAUUCUCAACAGCAUCUUCCCAGGGAUUGGCUGUCCAGUUCCUCGGAUCCCGGCGGAGGCCAGCCCCCUGGCGGAUCACGUGUCGGCCACACGGAUCCUGUGUGGCGCUCUAGUCUUCCCCACCAUCGCCACCAUCGUGGGGAAGCUCAUGUUCAGCAGCGUCAACUCCAACCUACAGAGGACCAUCCUGGGAGGUAUCGCCUUUGUGGCCAUCAAGGGGGCGUUUAAGGUGUACUUCAAACAGCAGCAGUACCUGAGGCAAGCCCACCGCAAGAUCCUCAAUUUCCCCGAGCAGGAGGAGGCCUGAGGAGGGAGGACGGACGAAGAGCACACCUUCUGCUGGAGGCAAGGAGGGAGGAGAGGAGGGGUUGAACUGUCAGUGAGCAGGACAUGCUGGUGAAACGGACUUGAUCACCCUCAUUUACCUACUCCUCUCCCACCUCACCCCUUCUCACCCACUCCGGGGUGAUCCAUCGCACCGCCGCCAACCUCCACGCAAGGAUCCCCACCACACGCUGUUUUUGUAAACUUGUGACGCUUUUUGUAAGGUGAAGACGGGCAAGACUUGCGGACCGGAGCAUGUUUGCAGUUAGCGUGCAGUACCACACAUCAACACAUCCAUUCCCAAGAACUUGUGACGAGUGACUGGGCGGAUGUGCUUCAACAACCACGUGACAAAUACUUACUGUAUUUUAGAGAUGAACGCGGGGCAUGUGUAAUUAGAACGUUUUAUAAUGAUGAUAAUGAUAAUAAACGAUUGUUUUAUAAUAGUUUUGCAGGUUUGAAACGUCCCGUAUGAUGAUGAUGUUGGGGAUUUAUAUUGAUUGAGGUUUUCUGUUCAGUGUAUGGAAUGUAUUAAACAAUAAAAUGUAACAUCUGUGAAUAUUAACGCAAACUAGGAAGCAUUUAGAGGAAAUCUGUUGUGACUGUGACACUAAAGCUAACCACAUAGAAAUGAGCACACCGACCACCGAUAAGUGACGUCUUUUUUUUUUUUUUUUGCUCACAUGCCUCAGCAGUGUUCAGGAUUUUCUUUAUGUCCACUUUACAAAAUGCUCUUGGGUGUUUUGAAGCCUCGUCGGCCACCACAGCGCACCAGGUUUGGUCGAGCCUGUUGCCAUGACACCGCGUAGAGGAGACGGAUGUUUCAGGAUGUUGGACAGUUUUCCCGUGACAUUCAUUGCCGCAAUGAAACCUUUGGACUUUUAAUGUCGGAUUUAUUUUACAUCCAGUUUCACCAUUUUUUUCCCCCCUCGACCAGAUGAUGAUGGACUUUUGUGUUGUGUGUGUGUGUGAACCACAGCUUCAGUUCUGUACUAAUUAUCAUCCAGGCGUUGGCAAUUUAAAAUGAGUCAUGGGAGCAGCUGAGACUUUUGACUGGACUCUGUGUGGAAAUUAAAGGAUCAGUUCACACAA
Molecule: messenger RNA, 2327 nt
Organism: Acanthochromis polyacanthus (spiny chromis)
Lineage: Eukaryota; Metazoa; Chordata; Actinopteri; Pomacentridae
Gene: marchf5
Product: membrane-associated ring finger (C3HC4) 5
Exons: 6
Coding region: 373-1218 (281 amino acids)
Molecular function (GO): zinc ion binding
Source: RefSeq, a predicted model, not a curated record